Molecule: messenger RNA, 765 nt
Organism: Pollicipes pollicipes
Lineage: Eukaryota; Metazoa; Arthropoda; Thecostraca; Pollicipedomorpha; Pollicipedidae
Product: putative 39S ribosomal protein L49, mitochondrial
Exons: 5
Coding region: 117-629 (170 amino acids)
Biological process (GO): translation
Cellular component (GO): mitochondrial large ribosomal subunit; ribosome
Molecular function (GO): structural constituent of ribosome
Source: RefSeq, a predicted model, not a curated record
AUUGUCGCCCCAGUUUGUGGAAAUUGAUUGUGGAAAAUGAGAUACUGGUGUACGCGGUGAAUGCAGACGCUUGUGCUCAGUCAGAAGGGGUCGUGAAGAUAAGAGCUGCCAUCAGUAUGUCUUGGUGCCUGAAUACAGCAAGAAGGCUCACCAGCCUUCCUGUUAUGGGGAUGAGACUUGGUAUGGGCCGGCGCGGCCUGUACGUGCGCCAGCUACCGCCGCCGCCGGACGCCCAGCUGCCCGAGGUGGAGCCGGUGGAGGUGGACUGGCGCCACGUGGAGAGGCUGCUGCCCCGAGAGACGGUGCCGGUGCCGGCGGCCAAGUCACGCUACCCCUCCGGCUGGACCCCGCAGCAAGGCAGCUCGGAGCUGACGUACUCCGUACGGAGAUCGGUGAACCACAUGCUGCCGGUGUACCUGAAGAUCAAGGAAAACGGCGUGAAGCGUAUCACCAUGGUCAGGAACGUCCGAGGCGACGUCUGGCUGUUUCACAACGAGCUGAAGCGGCACCUGGAGGCGGUCAAUGAGAAGUUUAUCGCCUCGCAAGUGAACGAGAUGGCUCAGUACGUGCAGUUCAAGGGCGAGUACGUGACCCAGGUCAAACAGUGGAUGCGAGAGCGGGGCUUGUAGCCGACGGAAGGCGCCCCAGCAGACGGCGUGUGCUCGACGUCUUGCGCGCGUUUCGGAGCGAGGUAAAAGCGGCCUAUGGACACCGCGGUGCUGCAACAUGUCAAGUGAAUCUUCGAUGAAUGGAAAGUGGUGUUGA